CCCCCUCACAACUCGGUUGUGCAGUCGCUGCAGUGAUUGGAAAAUGUUGGUCUGUCUACGUGUGCUUCAUCAAAUGACAUAGGCAGAGGCAAAAACAGAGCGAGUAGAGCAGGGCCGACGUUAAACUGCAUGUUUGGGAAAUGUACACCACAUUUUUGCAACUUCAAGACGAAAUAUAAAGAUACAGAGGAGUGCUCGCCCGGAACCAAAAGGAUUGCCACAUCUGCUGAAGAAAAAGGUCUCCAUGGUGCCAUGCUGGAUUUCUAUCUCCAGCGUCUAUGUUCUUUAUCCCUAUGGAUCUGUAUGACCCCCAGCACCAACACUGGUCUCUACAAGCAUCCUCAACAUGCCCCUGCACCAUGGAUCCCUCAGUGAGGGUUUUGGACCGAGGGAGCUUGUGAGAAAGAAGAUUUGAUUUUUUUUGUGCCAUCCUCCCUCCUCUCUCCCUGCCCCAUACAUAUUCACCCGUACCUCCACUCCCCCCAACGGGGGAAAACUACUCUGCACCUCUUCAACCUGUGCUGAACCAGGAAGGGACAGGACUAGGCCCACCCUCAGAGCCUACAGAGGUGACCAACAAGCUCCCACAGAGAGCAGUCCAGCCCAGUCAAGUCUCCACAAGUCACUGUGCCAGGAUGACAGGGUUGACCUCUUACAUUUCCGUGGUGGGAUUCUGCAUCCAACUGGUGAUCAGAGCUGAAGGUAUUCAAACUGGUCAGAAUCCAGACCACAUGCUCCAUGGCACCGGACACAAGCACGAGUCCAGGAAGCCCGGAGACGGGCCCACGGUGGCCCCAGAGGACGCCGCCCGCUUUCUGAGCUGCUACUGCUCGGGCCACUGUCCAGAGGACCACAAAAAUAACACCUGCGAGACGAAUGGCCAGUGUUUUGCCAUCAUCGAGGAGGACGAGAAUGGAGAAGCUAUUCUGACCUCUGGCUGCAUGAAGUAUGAAGGCUCACAUUUUCAAUGCAAGGAUUCGCCCAGGGCUCAGACAAGGCGAACGAUCGAAUGCUGCGAUACAGACUUCUGUAAUCGGGACCUGCAGCCCACAUUACCUCCCCCAAUGGACACUGGUUCCUACUUUGGCAGUGCCCAUUGGUUGGCUUUCCUUAUAUCAAUGACUGUGUGCUGCUGCACUCUCAUCUGCAUCACGGUAGUCUGUUACUACAGGUACAAGUGGCAGACGGAGAGGCAGCGGUACCACCGGGACCUGGAGCAGGACGAGGCCUUCAUUCCUGUGGGAGAGUCUCUCAAAGACCUCAUCAACCAGUCCCAGUCCUCUAGCAGUGGCUCUGGGCUCCCCCUGCUGGUGCAGCGUACCAUUGCCAAGCAGAUCCAGAUGGUACGCCAGAUCGGCAAGGGGCGCUACGGCGAGGUGUGGCUGGGCCGCUGGCGGGGAGAGAAGGUGGCCGUCAAGGUGUUCUUCACCCGGGAGGAGGCCAGCUGGUUCAGAGAGACUGAGAUUUACCAAACUGUGCUCAUGAGGCACGAGAACAUACUGGGGUUCAUAGCAGCAGAUAUCAAGGGUACCGGGGCCUUCACACAGCUCCUCCUCAUCACAGACUACCAUGAGAACGGCUCCCUGUACGACUACCUGAAGUUCACCACGCUGGACACCCAGAGCCUGCUGCGACUGGCCUACUCCGCUGCCUGUGCCCUGUGCCACCUUCACACGGAGAUCUACGGCACCCAGGGCAAGCCGGCCAUCGCCCACCGAGACCUCAAGAGCAAGAACAUCCUGAUGAAGAAAAAUGGAACCUGCUGCAUCGCUGACCUGGGUCUGGCUGUCAAGUUCAACAGUGAUACCAACGAGGUGGACGUUCCUCUGAGUACGCGGGUGGGGACCCGGAGGUACAUGGCCCCUGAGGUGUUGGGAGAGACCCUGAACAAGAACCACUUCCAGGCCUACAUCAUGGCUGAUAUAUACAGCUACAGCCUCAUCAUCUGGGAGAUGGCCCGCCGCUGUGUAACAGGAGGCAUAGUGGAGGACCACCAGCUGCCCUACUAUGAGAUGGUGCCGGCAGAGCCGUCCUUUGAGGACAUGCUGGAGGUGGUGUGUGUGAAAGGGCUGCGGCCCACCGUGUCCAACAGGUGGAACGGUGACGAGUGUCUGAGAGCCAUGCUGAAGCUGAUGUCUGAGUGCUGGGCCCACAACCCCGCCUCGCGCCUCACCAUCUUACGAGUCAAGAAGACCUUGGCCAAAAUGGUGGAAUCGCAGGACAUCAAGAUUUGAUCCUUUUCCCCCCUACAUACUCAACACAGCCUGACCUAGAGACAGAACUCCCCAGUGUGUCCUAAUGCUGAAUGUGUCACCUCUGUUCAGUUGGCAGGGGAGGAGGAACAGGGUAUGGGAGAAAAAGGACCCUGUUGUCACAGGGCUUUGGGCAUAGAGCCUUAACCUCCAUGAGUCUCUAUCACCACAACGGACAGAUGCUGCUGCCAAAGGUUCUUUCCCUUAUUCCCUCCCUGGCCAGAGGAGUUCUUGGUCAACGUGCUGCAUUGAAUGCUUUCUGUGAAAGUCAAAACAUGACAUUGUGUGUGGAGGGGGAUGGCAUUUUCCUGCUCACAUGUUGAUGGGCAGAAAGGAAUAUGAUGGAGGAACCUUUGAGCCUCACUUCAAACCAAGACACUGCCCUCGCAAGCGUCACCACCUGCCAAUUAUGUUCAAUUUUUGCCUGUAAACGUUUUAUGCCAACAUUUUUUCUCUUCAGGACAGUCUUCUCCUGCCAUAUUAAAAUGUCUCUCGACUCUUAAGUAGAGUAAUUACGAAAUACGAAAUAAGGUACUAUAAUUAUAUGUGAAUUUAAUAUGUAAAUAUAUUGUAUCGAUAGAUGCCGUGCCUACUCAAAAAAAAAAAAAAAAAAGAACAUGCUGCAAUGGUAUUCACGUCCAGUGGGCUUCAAACGGGACCUGCUUCAAGAGCUACGAGCAAUCCAGACAACCAAGGAUGUUGUAAGAGGGGAUAACUGACUUGCCUUAAAUCAACUUGUCACUGUGCUUCCUACAACAAACCUCAACUCAGUAACUUGUCAAAAAAAAUCUAUGAUCUGACACAAAAAAGACGUCUGGUUAAAAAAACAUAUUUAAUGCAAAAUUGUAUUCAAAUGACAUUUGUGAAUAGGGAGUUUGUGUCCCAUCAUGUCUCUAUGCUUACCUCUUCUUACAUUUACAUUUACAUUUAAGUCAUUUAGCAGACGCUCUUAUCCAGAGCGACUUACAAACUGGAAAGUUCAUACAUAUUCAUCCUGGUCCCCCCGUGGGAAUUGAACCCUGGUCCCCCCGUGGGAAUUGAACCCACAACCCUGGCGUUGCAAGCGCCAUGCUCUACCAACUGAGCCACACGGGACCACAUAUGUGUUAUCUUGUGUAUGUUCUGUUUGUCUUCUGGGAGGAAAGUUCAGAAUACAAAAAUGGCAUAUUUUGGCCCUCAUGAAGCCUAUGCAAAGGUGUGCAGCUUAGAGGGCACACAUCAAUUAGGCCUUUCUAAAAAUGAUUAAUCUGACAUUUCUGCUGUCCCCACGCCCCACUGAUUCUUGUCCACAUUCGUGGAUCUAAGAUGAAUCCCCCCCCCCCCCCCCCCGGCUCUUCUCUUGCUUUUCAUUCCAUUUUGAGUUAUAUAUAUUCAUUAAGUGGCCAACUUUCAUAUUGCCAAACAUCAUGUGAGCUCAGCCGUUGAACUGUACCAUUGACUAAGAUGGUUGCAUUGUGCCAUAAUGGUUUGUCAUCGGGCUCACAAGAAGUCCACAUUAGUUCAGAAAAUAUGCAGUAUUUUACUAACUUAAAGUACAAUUAUAUAGCUUACUCAAUGCUAUGUUAAAUGGCAUAUUUACUUUAACUAAAUGUUAUUUUUAGCACGUCAGAGCUCUAUUGCCAUUGCAGUUUGUUGAUCCAUCAAGCCUCCUCAGGUUUGUGUGACAGAAUUACAGUCAAGUACAGAGGGAACAUACUGUAGAUGCAACCCUGAAGUGAAACCACUUCCGCUUGCUUUGGGACACAUGCAAAUAUAUACAUAUUUGCAGGUUUCCUCAGUGAUGUUAUCUGCGGGCCAGUGCAGAGGGUAGAGCAAGCCCAUUUAUGACCAUUUACCACAAGAGGAACUGCAUUUCUACAUUUAGAACUUCAUACAGGUAUGAAAUGAAAACAAAUAAUAUCCUUGACUGAACCACUUGUCCUCAACUCUUGACCGUUUGUUUGCACGUGUAAUGAUGAUGAGGAAGCGUUGUCACAGAUCGUGCCCUUUGUUAACUCUCGCGUAGGAUCCAAGUCUUGGCCAGUGUAUUCUUAACUUUUUCUUCCACGUCCCUGCUCCUAUUGUCUGCCUCUUAUCUAUCCAAUGUUUGCUUUUGCUUCCCUUGUGUGCAUACAAAUUUAAGAAAAAAUAUCUUCCAGUGCUUGUGGGUUUGCGCGCAUGUUAAGUGUGCAUGUCCGCUGAAAUCACGUGCAACCUAGUGUGUCAGGACAGUUUCUUUGUGAAUUAAGCUAACAGUACAUAUGGUAGAUAUUUAAGAAAUAUUUCACCCGAGCAGUAACUAGUGUUUUCCUCUUUGUAAUAUGCAAGAAAACCAUAUAGAAUAAUCUCUAAUAUGUACAUCUUUAAUGUGUUUUUUUUUAUACAGCAUCUGGUUAAAAGGUGCCUUUUUGAGUUUACCAAGGAAAGAAAACGAUUCUGUUUCUGUACACAACCUGUCCAAUGUAUCAAUUUUAAAGUAAAUAACCUUAUUUUAGUACACAA
Messenger RNA from Salvelinus fontinalis (brook trout), 4733 nucleotides. Its product is annotated as bone morphogenetic protein receptor type-1A-like. Gene Ontology annotation, molecular function: transforming growth factor beta receptor activity, type I; SMAD binding; ATP binding. The coding region runs from base 636 to 2234 and encodes 532 amino acids. The record is from RefSeq and is a predicted model, not a curated record. Gene Ontology annotation, cellular component: plasma membrane; signaling receptor complex. Gene Ontology annotation, biological process: BMP signaling pathway; dorsal/ventral pattern formation; protein phosphorylation. Lineage: Eukaryota; Metazoa; Chordata; Actinopteri; Salmoniformes; Salmonidae. The transcript is spliced from 13 exons.